Colletotrichum abscissum is the source of this 1164-nucleotide messenger RNA. RefSeq names its product glycosyl hydrolase family 53. Gene Ontology annotation, biological process: pectin catabolic process. Gene Ontology annotation, molecular function: glucosidase activity. The coding region runs from base 1 to 1164 and encodes 387 amino acids. The record is from RefSeq and is a predicted model, not a curated record. The transcript is spliced from 3 exons. Lineage: Eukaryota; Fungi; Ascomycota; Sordariomycetes; Glomerellales; Glomerellaceae.
AUGAAGUUGCUCUCUCUCCUCAGCCUCACGGCUCUGGUCACGGCUGUUCCGGCCCCGGAGCCCGUCAACCCCGGCCCCGGUCACGGCAAGCCCUUUUUCUACAAAGGCCACGACCUGAGCUCUCUCAAGAUGCUCGAGGAGAACCAAAACAUCUACAUUGACACGGCGCGCGGCAACGCGACUCGCCCGGCCGACGACAUCCUCGCCGACGGCGGCAUGAACGCCGUCCGUCUCCGCCUGUGGGUGAACCCGCCUGACGGGACCUACGGCCUCAACUACACCAUCGACCUGGCCAAGCGCUUCCAGGCCAAGGGCCAGCGCAUCUUCUUGGACUUCCACUUCGCCGACAGCUGGGCCGACCCGCAGAAGCAGCCGCUGCCCGCGGCGUGGCCGACGCAGCUGGAGCCCCUGGCCGGCACGCUGCGCAACUAUGUCCGCGAGACGCUUGUCGCCUUCAAGGACGCCGGCGUGACGCUGGAUAUCGUGUCGUUGGGCAACGAGCUCCGCCACGGCACGCUGUGGCCUCUGGGUCAGGUGAACGUCGACGUGCAGCCGUGGUCGGCGCUGGUCAAGAACUUUACCAACUUUGCGACGCUCUACAAGGCCGCGCGGGCGGGCGUGAAAGACGCGACGUGCGCGGGCGUGCCCAAGCCCGAGGUCAUGAUCCACCUCGACAACGGCUGGAACCUGACGCUGCAGGAGCGGUGGUACGGCGCGCUCGUCGACAACGGGGUGCCGCUGUCGGCGUGGGACAGCUUCGGGUUUAGCUUUUACCCGUUCUACGGCACGUCGGCGACGUUUGCGAACCUCAAGAACACGCUCAAGGUGCUCGGAGAGAAGUACGGCAAGCCGAUGCAGGUUGUCGAGACGGAUUACCCUGCCAUCUGCAACGGGCAGUGGAACCCGAUCCCCGAGUCGUCGGAGCCGAGUAUCCCGUACAAUGUUGAUGGUCAGGUGCAGUGGAUGAAGAAGCUGCUCAAGACUGUGAGGGAGACGCCCAAGGGUCUUGGACAGGGUGUUUGGUACUGGGAGCCUGCGUGGUUGAACAACACGAGCUUGGGAAGUGACUGCAACGACGCCGUCUUGUUUGAGCCGGAUUACAGCCAGUGGCCCAAGACGUUUGGAUACUCGCGCUCGUCUGUCAAUGUCUACUUGGAAAAGUAG